Molecule: messenger RNA, 2024 nt
Organism: Pieris brassicae (large cabbage white)
Lineage: Eukaryota; Metazoa; Arthropoda; Insecta; Lepidoptera; Pieridae
Product: class E basic helix-loop-helix protein 22-like
Exons: 4
Coding region: 145-726 (193 amino acids)
Molecular function (GO): protein dimerization activity
Source: RefSeq, a predicted model, not a curated record
UCCAAAUUCAAACGUCUGACAGAACAUUUAUUUUUCGAAAUAGUUUUUUUUAUUACCAAACCAGCCUGCAAUUAUAUAAAAGUUCAAACCGAGUAGUGAUUUUUUAAAGUGAUAUUUAUGAUCCGUGGUAUGUGUUAACUUAAAAUGGAGGGGCGGAGGAAUUGGGACGGCAUGCCUUUAGGCGAAUCGCACUCUCCUCCACAAUCAGUGCCAGGCCGAAGAACUCCUUUGGGGGCUGUUGGUCUGGGCGGCUUCUAUAUGCAAGGAGGCCAGCCUCCGCCUCCACAACAUUGCUAUCCCACUGAUGAAAACCAACCGGAACCAGGCACAAGCUAUGGCCAACGGGCUCUUGGUGAUGGAAAAUCGAAACAGAAGAUGCGCCAAGGCAAAAACGUGAGGCUAAACAUAAACGCUAGAGAGAGAAGACGAAUGCAUGAUUUAAACGACGCAUUAGAUGAACUACGAUCUGUGAUUCCCUAUGCCCAUUCGCCGUCCGUUAGGAAACUGUCCAAAAUUGCCACACUACUGCUAGCCAAGAAUUACAUUCUUAUGCAAGCCAGCGCACUCGAGGAGCUACGAAGACUCGUUGCCUAUCUCCAAGGCACUGCUACAGCCGCAGGCAUCGUCGCCCCACCAGGCUUUGAUCUAGCGGGUCUACCGGCAACUACUAAACUUCUUCAGCCACCAUCAUUGGGUCCACCAGCACCUCCUGAUCCACCUUCUUGAGACCCAAUGGUAAAAAUGGAACCUCAUUGAUACUAUGAAUUGCCGUCUGAAGUAUAUAAUAGGAAUAUAGGUGUUAAGGAAAAGAUAUGUAUGGAGGUAACUUUGUAGAAUAACUGUCCUGUCUCUAUAGAAAUAGAUGUUACCUUAAUUAUAGUGUUAAAUACUCUAGAAAUAUUUUCAGUGUGAGUACGAUAUCCUUUAGAAAUGGGCAUCCCAGCAAAGUUUCUUGUAUUCUCUGAAUAUCACACAAACGUACGGGCGUCCGAUUCAAUUCCAUCAAUCCAAAAUUAUAUCGUCAUGUAUGUUGAAAUGACACUGACAGCUGACAGUGAAAUUUUGGAUAUAGAAUGCUCUCUAGCUCUAUAUCUCUAUAGCCCCGAGACAAAAUCGCGACAUGAAACGUCGUAAAUAUGUGAAUUAGAUGUUACUAUCAAUCCUUAGCAUUAGCAGGUCCCAGAUGCCACAAAAUACUACUAAAGUAGCAAAAAUUAUGGGGUGACAGAAAAGGUUAAGUUACGUCACAUAAAAAAUAAUAGUGACAACAUGCAGCGGGAAAGAACAUUUUUUUAUCUUUACGGAAACAUAAUUAUAUGUUCUUAAUAAAUUAGAGUGGUGGAAACGCACUUAGCUUAGUUUUUCAUCCACCAGAAUGCUCUUGAUGCUUAAAGUUGCUCAAGAUACUAUUUUAUUGGAAUAAUUAAAUAUUAAAAAUUAUUCGCGCCAUUUUGUUUGCUUGAAAACGGUGAUAUAAGCGGCAAAUGGCUACGUUUUGAUACUAUGUAGGAUUAUUGGACAUAUAUAACCAUGUGCGGAUUGUGAAUUUGUGGGGCUCUGGGCUAUUACAGGAAAGUCCCCUGUAGAAAUGCACACGCGAAAAAAUACACCGAAAGAAAACAAGCGACGGUGAAUUCUCCAAACCUUGAUAAGAUUUUAUUAAAUUUUAGAUAUCUUUUUAAUUUAAAAAGAUAUUAUUUUCAGUGGGACCUUGGGGCCCUUAAGUAGUUCCGCCCCUGUAUAUACCAUCCUUUUAAUACAUCCACCACCAUAACUUAAGACUUUAAUAGUCAUUUAUAAGUCUAGGAAGUGUAAAGGGUGGCAAUAUUCUUGUUUGUAAAGUUCAUAAGAUUAUAAAUCUUUUAAUUUUUUGUAUGAUUUAUUAUUAUAAAUAUCAUUUUAAUUAUUACGUACGAAGUACUUAAUGCUCAUAACAGUCAACAAUGCUCAUCUUAUACUGUCCAGUGCUUAUUUCGAAGAAAUACAACAAAUUUUUCACGAUUCUCGUUUAUACGUAGAAGAUU